ACAUAUAGGUCGCCUGGACAAAUGAUAAAGACUUUGUGAAGUGUGCCCUGUCUUGUACCACCUGAACAACGAUACCUGUCCGCCAUGUCGUCCUCCGUCUCGCUAGCCUUCCUCGGCUGUAUUCUGGCAGCAUCGUGCACCACACUGGUUGGCUACCCUCUUCAUGCAUCCUGUAAAACAGCACUAACAUUUGGAGUGUCAUGUGACACAGUUAGAACCAAGCUUGUGAGUCAGAUCAACCUUUGGAAAAGCAGAGAUUUGUGUAAGAUCAACACACCUGAACUCAACGAGAAAUGUUUAUACGCAAUGGUAUCAAGCGAUGCCUCUGUGCUGAAGGCCACGCACGAGACUCCUCUCCAUCCCUACAUUGAUGACAUCAGUUUUGCCUUCACCACUAAGGGAAGCGGAUGUGGCGUCGAAGGGUACUCUAGAUCAAGGACCUGGUACGCAUACCUGGACUCCGGAACAAACUACUGCAACAUGAAUAAUCUCGUUACAGGUUCCGGACUGAACACUUCAGUUGGAUACGCAGAGACAACGUCGGACGACAUAUGUACCCAGUACUCGUCAGCUAACUGUACCCGGUACUAAAUAGCUAACUGUACCCAGUACUAAAUAGCUAAUUGUACCCAGUACUAAAUAGCUAACUGUACCCGGUACUAUAUAGCUAACUGUAUCCAGUACUCAUCAGCUAACUGUAUGCGGUACCAAAUAGCUACCAGUGCGCAGAUAGAUGUUGUAAUAAAUGUUUUUGGUAAUAUUGUGUAUA
Molecule: messenger RNA, 769 nt
Organism: Mizuhopecten yessoensis (Yesso scallop)
Lineage: Eukaryota; Metazoa; Mollusca; Bivalvia; Pectinida; Pectinidae
Exons: 5
Coding region: 85-591 (168 amino acids)
Source: RefSeq, a predicted model, not a curated record